AUGAUGUUAGAAAGCAUCGGAAAAAGAAGCACUCGAUAUGAAUUCGAUCAUGCAGGAGGUGAUAAUCAUCUUUCACAAGGAACAUAUUCCAUCAACGAAAGAGAUCAUCUGAAUGUGGAAAUGGCUGAAAAAAGAGAAGCUGAUCAAAAAGAGCAUCGCUAUUUUGGUGGUUUGAUUGGGAAUAAGGAGGUUUUCAUUGCUUCUGGUGUGGCUCUCUGUAUGUAUCUUGUAAAUGGGGAGUAUGCUCAGGCAAUUUGCACUGCUCUAACUUCUGUGCCUCCUGCAGUUUUCUCCUAUCGAGUCCUUAUCAACCAGCAGACUACCAAGCAGGGAUAUCACACAAUCCUUUUUUAUUGGACAAUUUACGGCCUCAUUGCUCUUAUCGAUCAAUUCGUUGGAACUGCUCAAGGAUACAAUUUGUGCAAAGCCGGUCUGCUCAGUGUGAUCUUCUUCCAUGCAAUUCGUUCGAACGCCGAAUCCAUCCCACCUUCGUGGAAAUUCCUAGAUCAAGCCAGUGUUGAUGUUCUCACAACCUUACUCACAAGAUACGAUUCAAACGGCUUUCUAGCCAAUAACAAUUCAGAAUGUAAUCCAAGAACUCCAACAAUGACCCAAUUCAGUGACGAUUCUCUGCAAUACUUGUUCCCAGAGUCUCAAAUCUCUGAAACGAAUAAAGUGGAGAUCAGCACUGCGUGUAGCUUUGUUCCAUCAUUGGAAAUGCAGAGUACUCAACGGGCAUCUGCGGAGUCUGGAUACAUUCAGAAGUCCAACUCUACUUCAUUGAAAACUAUGAUGAUGGAAGAGUACGAAUCAUCGAAUGGGAACCACACUUCCAUCAAUAAUGAAAUCAACUUCAAAUCUAUGUCAGCUAUGACGAUGACCUCUGGUGAAACUAGCGAUGUUGUUACGUUCCCGGCGGACCGUAUUACUUUCUCUGCGAAUAGUCGAGAAGCAACUAUUCAGGUUACUAAUGUCUCUCCAUCUCAUUUGAUGUUUGCUCUCAAGACAAAUGCUGACACAUAUCUCAUCGCUGCUCCGACUUCUGGAGUUCUCUAUAGUGGUCAAAGCAUGACGAUUCGUGUUGGAGUGACUGAGCAAUACUUCGAGGAAUACACUCACCCCGGUGGUUCUAUCGAUAAACUGGCUUUCGAUUACACUGUCAUCUCUGGUUCGGACUCAUCGAAGUAUUCCAACUUCUCACCAAACUUUUUCCAAUCUCACUCCAAACGUCGCCUCGCAAUUCGUGUCUACUACCAAUAA
Molecule: messenger RNA, 1260 nt
Organism: Caenorhabditis briggsae
Lineage: Eukaryota; Metazoa; Nematoda; Chromadorea; Rhabditida; Rhabditidae
Exons: 6
Coding region: 1-1260 (419 amino acids)
Source: RefSeq, a predicted model, not a curated record